Messenger RNA from Sarcophilus harrisii (Tasmanian devil), 1512 nucleotides. RefSeq names its product dopamine receptor D4 (gene DRD4). The transcript is spliced from 5 exons. Lineage: Eukaryota; Metazoa; Chordata; Mammalia; Dasyuromorphia; Dasyuridae. Bases 1 to 1512 code for a protein of 503 amino acids. Gene Ontology annotation, molecular function: G protein-coupled receptor activity; dopamine neurotransmitter receptor activity, coupled via Gi/Go. Gene Ontology annotation, cellular component: plasma membrane. Gene Ontology annotation, biological process: adenylate cyclase-inhibiting dopamine receptor signaling pathway; adenylate cyclase-activating adrenergic receptor signaling pathway. The record is from RefSeq and is a predicted model, not a curated record.
AUGCCGGAUUCCCAGACUAUCCCACCCUUUCCAAGCCUUGACUGUUGGAAGGCGGGGGACGCUGGUGAGCCCGGAGAGGGCGGGGCCGAGAAGGGGCGAGGCCGGGGUGGAGCCAGAGAACUUACCACGUGCGGAGCGGAGUUGAGCUCGGCAGCCAGGACCGGAGAUAGGCUGGGGGCCGGGGGGAGGACCAGAGGUUGGGGCGCCCGGCCCCGCUCUUCAGCCCCUGGGCCCCCUUUGUCCGUUCCCCGGGCUCCUCAGUCGGAGCUGAGCCUCCCGGAAUGCGGCGCGGCGCCCCAUCUCCGCCUGGCGGGGCGCGGCGCUGUCCACGGUCCUGAAGGGGAUCCGUCCUCGGCCAUGCCGGGGAACGGCAGCUUCCCGAACGCCAGCGAGCUCGCGGGCAGCGGCAGAGGGGGCCUGGGGGCCCUCGAGCCGCAUGUGGGCGCUCUGGUCGGGGGCAUCCUGCUCAUGGUCACCGUCCUGGCUGGCAAUGCGCUCGUGUGUGUGAGCGUGGCGGCGGAGCGGGCCCUGCAGACCCCCACCAACUUCUUCAUAGUGAGCCUGGCCGUGGCCGACCUGCUGCUGGCGCUCCUGGUUCUCCCGCUCUUCGUCUAUUCCGAGUACCAGGGAGGCGUAUGGACUCUGAACCCGGCUCUGUGUGAUGCUCUGAUGACUAUGGACGUGAUGCUCUGCACAGCCUCCAUCUUCCACCUCUGCGCCAUCAGCGUGGACAGGUUCAUCGCGGUCUCGGUGCCCCUGAACUACAGCCGGCGGCAGCUGGGGAGGCGGCAGCUGCUGCUCAUCGGCGCCGUGUGGGGACUGGCCUUCGCCGUGGCCGCGCCGGUGCUGUUCGGCCUCAACAGAGCCCCGGACCGGGACCCGGCCGUGUGCCAGCUGGAGAGCCGGAACUACGUCGUCUGGUCGUCGGUGUGCUCCUUCUUCCUGCCCUGCCCGCUGAUGCUGGUCCUCUACUGCGCGAUGUUCCGGCGCCUCCGGACCUGGGAGGAGGCACGCAGGGCCAAGCUGCGGCGGAGCCUGGGCCCGGGGGCCGCCCGCGGGCCCGGCCGGCCCCCCCAGCCCUGGCCUCGCCGGCGCUUUCCGGGGCCCGACGCGGAGGGCCCGGACGUGGGGGGCCGCGACCCGGAGGGCCCGGACCCGGAGGGCCACUCGGCCCGCGGCCCAAUCCAGACAGUGUCUUACCCGGCCGGGCCCCGGCCCCAGGCACCGCCCCCCGCCGGGCCCCCGAGAAAACGAGCCAAGAUCACGGGCCGGGAGCGGAAGGCCAUGAGGGUGCUGCCGGUGGUAGUCGGUGCCUUCCUCGUGUGCUGGACACCAUUCUUUGUGGUCCACGUCACCAGGGCGCUGUGCCCCGCCUGCCCCCUGCCCCGGGGGCUGGUCAGCGUAGUCACAUGGCUGGGUUACGUGAACAGCGCCCUGAACCCCAUCAUCUACACCGUCUUCAAUACGGAGUUCCGGAGCUUCUUUCGACGAGUGCUCGGGCUCCUUUGCUAG